AUGCUUCUCCCCGAUCCACCAACCCCCCACCUCCUCAACCGCGCCUCGUACCGUUCCGGCGGGGGUUGGGGGCUAGGCGUCGCCGGCGGCAACCGCGGCGGCGGGAACAAGGUCUCGACCGGCGCAAUCGUCGGCAUCGUCAUCGGCAUCACGGCCCUCGCCGCCAUCACGCUGGCGGUUAUCGGCGCCAGGCGGGGUUGGUGGUGUCGACAGCGCCGCCGCAAGCAGGUCGACGAGAGCGACUCCGUGUCCACAGACGACAUGAUCAGCCCCAUGUCCGGACCCGAGAAUGGUCCCGACGUGGCUUCCAAGGACUGGAGGAGAAAGUUUACGUGGGGGGAGAGGGGGGAUGGGGAUGAGGUUGUGGCCGAGCCGAGGGCUGCUCGUGUGGCGGUUUAG
Pyricularia oryzae 70-15 is the source of this 399-nucleotide messenger RNA. RefSeq lists its product as uncharacterized. The coding region runs from base 1 to 399 and encodes 132 amino acids. NCBI's taxonomy places the organism in Eukaryota, Fungi, Ascomycota, Sordariomycetes, Magnaporthales, Pyriculariaceae. The transcript has a single exon. The record is from RefSeq and is a predicted model, not a curated record.